AUGUCAAUCGUUGCGAUCAAAGAGGAAGCGAUGGACACGACUGCGGAAGAGGCGAGCGAUCACUGCGCGGAUCAGUUGAGCGACAAUCAGCUGAAGUGUGAGCCGACGGACGACCAGAUGAGUGACGGGACGGCCAGUGGUGGCGGCGGAGGAAAGGGAGGGACAGGGAGUCGUGCGGCGCGGAGGGGACGGAAGAACCGGAGGGUCGGCGCGAAGGUUGACGUGAGGGCUAAGCUGGAGAGGAGUCGGCAGUCGGCGCGCGAGUGUAGGGCCCGCAAGAAGCUUAGGUACCAGUACUUGGAGGACCUCGUCAUCAAACGCGAGUCCGCCAACCAGGCGCUCAAACAGGAACUACAUAUG
Molecule: messenger RNA, 360 nt
Organism: Oppiella nova
Lineage: Eukaryota; Metazoa; Arthropoda; Arachnida; Sarcoptiformes; Oppiidae
Source: the annotation of a GenBank genome assembly